AUGAUAGACAUUUUUGCUGCUCUACACUAUUCAGAAGAGAGGCAAGUUACUUUUACGGUCUUUCAACUAGAAGGGGCCGCCCGUUCUUGGUGGAAUAUCAUACGAACCAAAUGGGAGAGAGAGCAGACACCAAGAACGUGGGUGAACUUCGUAAGGGAGUUUAACGCCAAGUACUUCCCGCCUUUGAUCCAGGAAAAGAAGGAAGACGAGUUCAUCCGACUUCGCCAAGGCACCCAAUCAGUGGCCGAGACGGUGAGACGUUUUAUUCAGGGGCUUAACGUGGAAAUCCAAAAGGACUUGGAUGUAGCCCAAAUCACUACUUUUAGUGAUGCAGUUGAGAAGGCUUUGCGAGCUGAGAACGCAAGGCUCCAAGUGAGGAACUUCCAGGUUCGCAAACGUGGGCUCUCGGGAGCCAGGGGUACUCAGCCAAGAGGUGGCCAAACUGGACGAGGUCAACAGAGGAGUGCUUCCCAUGAGAGCUCAGCCACUGUUUCUCGUGGCCCGUGUGGUUUCUGUGGGAAGCUAAACCAUGCGGAGAACAAUUGUUGGAGGAAAGAGAGGAAGCGCUUACGCUGUGGGAGCGCGGAGCACCAGAUCGCCAAUUGUCCGGUCCAAUCUCGAGAGAUAAUAGGGACUACGCAAUCAUCGAAGGCUACCUCGGAACAGUCGAAAGUGGAAGGAGUGAAACCGAAGGUGCCUGCUCGGGUGUAUUCUGUCGAGCAAUGCCAUGUCCCUGAUUCGGCGGAGGUGGUGGAAGGUACGAUUCCUGUCUUCCACCGUCUAGAUAGGAUUUUGAUAGACCCCGGUGCCACCCAUUCCUUUGUUAAUCCUGAUUUCUUGUGUGGAAUUGAUAUCACCCCUGUUAGUUUGCUAUAUGAUCUAGAAGUAAGUACUCCUACGGUGUGA
Molecule: messenger RNA, 906 nt
Organism: Coffea eugenioides
Lineage: Eukaryota; Viridiplantae; Streptophyta; Magnoliopsida; Gentianales; Rubiaceae
Exons: 3
Coding region: 1-906 (301 amino acids)
Source: RefSeq, a predicted model, not a curated record